Mastomys coucha (southern multimammate mouse) is the source of this 3459-nucleotide messenger RNA. RefSeq names its product BCAR3 adaptor protein, NSP family member (gene Bcar3). NCBI's taxonomy places the organism in Eukaryota, Metazoa, Chordata, Mammalia, Rodentia, Muridae. Gene Ontology annotation, molecular function: phosphotyrosine residue binding; guanyl-nucleotide exchange factor activity. Gene Ontology annotation, biological process: small GTPase-mediated signal transduction; positive regulation of peptidyl-serine phosphorylation. Bases 430 to 2907 code for a protein of 825 amino acids. The record is from RefSeq and is a predicted model, not a curated record. The transcript is spliced from 12 exons.
GCUGUCGGGUUGAGUGAGGAAGAGGCCGAGCUCCACUUGAAGUUUUAGCUUCUCGGGGGAGCUAUGGGGGGAGUCAAAACUCUCAAAUCCCGGCAGAAGAGAGCCAGACGAGGUCACCGAAUGUAAAUGUCGCGGGGGUUCGGCUCUGCCGGGCGAAUCGGCUGGGCGGGGUGGGGCCGCGAAGCCGCAAAUCACCAGUUGAGGGCCAGAGAGCGCGCCGCCGGCUCAGAGCCGAGCCUGCCGCCGCCGGGCCAGGCAGCAGCCGGAGCGGGGCAGCCGUGCGCACCCGCCAGCCGCACCGGCCUCUCGGCGGACGCCCGCGGACCAUGAGCCGCCCGAGCUCCCGGAGCAGCUGCGGUGAGGUGCAGGCAGCCCGGCGCUGAACCGCAACCCCGGACCUCGAGCGCCGCGCGGGGAGAGUUAAGAAUCAUGGCUGCGGGAAAAUUUGCAAGCCUUCCCAGAAACAUGCCUGUGAAUCACCAGUUCCCCUUGGCCUCGUCCAUGGACCUCUUGAGCAGCAAGUCCCCUCUCGCUGAGCAUCGAACCGAUGCCUAUCAAGACGUGUCCAUACACGGCACUCUUCCACGGAAGAAAAAGGGCCCUCCCCCCAUACGGUCCUGUGACAAUGCCAGUCACAUGGGCACCCUCCCUCACUCCAAGUCUCCGCGACAGAGCUCACCUCUGACCCAGGACAUCAUCCAGGAAAACCCACCGCAAGAUCGGAAAGGGGAGAGCUUCACCUUCAGGGAUCCAUAUCUUCUGGACCCAACUCUGGAAUACGUGAAGUUCUCCAAGGAGAGGCACAUCAUGGACAGGACCCCCGAGAGGCUCAAAAAGGAACUGGAGGAGGAGCUGCUGCUGAGCAGCGAAGACCUACGCAGCCACGCCUGGUACCACGGCCGGAUCCCAAGACAGGUGUCUGAAAACCUUGUGCAGCGGGACGGGGACUUCCUGGUUCGUGACUCCCUGUCUAGCCCUGGAAAUUUUGUCCUGACCUGUCAGUGGAAGAACCUCGCUCAGCACUUUAAGAUCAACCGGACUGUUCUGCGGCUCAGCGAAGCCUACAGCCGUGUGCAGUACCAGUUCGAGAUGGAGAGCUUUGACUCCAUCCCUGGGCUGGUUCGGUGCUACGUGGGCAACCGGCGGCCCAUCUCCCAACAGAGUGGAGCCAUCAUCUUCCAGCCCAUCAAUAGGACAGUGCCCCUCUGGUGUCUGGAAGAGCGUUAUGGCACCUCCCCGGGCCGAGGCCGGGAGGGUAGCCUUGCUGAGGGGAGGCCAGAUGUGGCGAAGAGGCUGAGCCUCACCACAGGCAGCAUCCAGGCUCGGGAACACAGCUUGCCCCGAGGAAACCUCCUCAGGAAUAAAGAGAAGAGUGGCAGCCAGCCCGCCUGCCUGGAUCACGUGCAGGACAGGAGGGCCUUAACCCUCAAAGCUCACCAGUCGGAGAGUCACCUGCCCAUAGGCUGCAAGCUGCCCCCCCAGUCUCCGAGUAUGGACACGAGCCCUUGCCCCAGCUCUCCCGUGUUCAGGACUGGCAGCGAGCCCACUCUGAGUCCAGCACUGGUACGAAGAUUCUCUUCGGAUGCUAGGGCAGGGGAGGCGCUUCGGGGAUCAGACAGCCAGUUGUGCCCCAAGCCACCCCCAAAGCCCUGCAAGGUGCCCUUCCUCAAGGUUCCCCCUUCUCCAUCUCCCUGGCUCAACUCAGAGGCCAACUACUGUGAACUGAACCCUGCUUUUGCGGUGGGCUGUGACAGAGGAGCCAAGCUUCCGUCACAAGCUCAGGACAGCCACGAGAUGCUGCUGACAGCCAAACAGAAUGGGGCAUCGGGUCCCCGGAACUCUGGCAUCAACUACCUGAUCCUUGACGGGGAUGACCAAGUGAGACCUUGGGAUCCACUGGCAGUGCAGAUGGAUGAGGGUCAGGAGGACAAGACCAAGUUUGUGCCACCUCUCAUGGAGACCGUGUCGUCGUUCAGACCCAAUGACUUUGAGUCUAAGCUCCUUCCUCCAGAGAACAAGCCCCUGGAAACGGCCAUGCUGAAGCGCGCCAAAGAACUGUUCACCAACCACGACGCCAGGGUCAUUGCGCAGCACAUGCUGAGUGUGGACUGCAAGGUUGCUAGGAUACUAGAAGUCUCUGAAGACAUGAAGAGGAACAUGGGUGUGAGCUCGGGACUGGAACUCAUUACCUUGCCUCAUGGACGCCAGCUGCGCCUGGACAUUAUUGAGAGACACAACACCAUGGCCAUCGGCAUUGCUGUGGACAUUCUGGGCUGCACAGGCACACUGGAGAAUCGAGCGGGUACCCUCAAUAAGAUCAUCCAGGUGGCGGUGGAACUGAAGGACGCCAUGGGAGACCUCUAUUCUUUCUCAGCCAUCAUGAAAGCCCUGGAGAUGCCUCAGAUCACAAGGUUAGAGAAAACAUGGACGGCUCUGAGGCAUCACUACACGCAAACAGCCAUCCUCUACGAAAAGCAGUUGAAGCCCUUUAGCAAAAUCCUACAUGAAGGCAGAGAGUCUACGUAUGUCCCAGCCAGCAGUGUAUCAGUCCCACUGCUGAUGCCUCUGGUGACCUUAAUGGAACGCCAGACUGUCACUUUUGAAGGAACUGACUUGUGGGAAAAAAAUGACGAGAGCUGUGAAAUUCUGCUGAACCACUUGGCCACAGCCAGGUUCAUGGCUGAGGCUUCGGAGAGCUACAGGAUGAACGCUGAGAGGAUUCUGGCAGAUUUCCAACCGGAUGAAGAAAUGACUGAGAUCUUAAAGACUGAGUUCCAGAUGAGAUUGUUGUGGGGCAGCAAGGGAGCUGAAGUCAACCAGAACGAGAGAUACGACAAGUUCAACCAGAUCCUAACGGCCCUCUCACGGAAACUGGAAGCUCCCGGUGGAAAGCAGGCUGAGCUCUGAAAACUGUCUGGAGGACCUUGGGGCACUACCUGGAGCUUCUCCAGUCCCGCUGGGAAUGCUUAUCAUCUGAUAAAGUAAUAACGUGCAAAAGCUAACAAGAUACAAGUUGUUAAUAUCCACAGGAUAUUAAAUGUGUAAAUUGCACAGAGCACACUUAUUUAUGAACUGUUUAAAAUUACUACUGAUUUUUAAAUGAAUGGUAAUUUAUUAUUAAGAUAACUAUUGCUAAUGUUGAUCAGCAAAUCUAAGACAUAGCUGUGUUGCUGGUUGUUUAAUAUCAUGGCAUUUGACCAUCUUAGUUUUAAUUCCUUGUCAGAUAAAUGUAAAUAGAGGCAUUUAAAAGAAAAGCAUGAACCAUGGAAGAAGGUAUCAGUUAUAUGAUAUUCUUUGAAUAUGAAACUGUAAAUAAUCAUGAAUGGAAAUAUAUCUUUUUGUGAGAUAAUUGUAUCCUGUCUCUUUAAUACUGACUCAACUGAGCAUGACAAUUCUAACUCCUGGGUUCUCAGGAGCUUUCUUCCCUAUCCCCAUAUUAAACCAAAAUUUACAAAAGUG